CUGUGCAAGCUCGCUCACUCCUCAGUCCCUAGCUAGGCUGCCAAAUGAGAAGAGGGAAGAAGUCUACCAUGGCUCGGCGCUACCACCUGACCCUCCUCUCCGUCUUCUCCUUCCUGCUCCUCACCUGCUUUGUCGCUCCUCAUCUGUCCCGAGGGAAGAAAGUCGGGAAGAUAGUGACCCUGACCGUCCAGUACCCGGCCGUGGACUCACCGCCGGGCGAGAAGAUCAAGAUCUCAGCGCACUACGUUGACGAGCACGGGGGCCGCGAGCGCCACUUCAACCUCGACUGCGACGACGACGAGCCCCUCGGUUUCGGCAUGAAGUACCUUCUCUCGACCCUGGAGGGGAUACGAGAUGCGCGGGAGUCUCGAUCCCAGCUCUAGUAGCAGGUACCCACUGGAGAUUAUUGGAGAAGGAGCUGCUCUUUUCGUUCCAAGGGAAAAUAUUUUAGGCGCCUUUUAUUUUGUGUCGUAGUAUCUGCAGCGAUCCGUACUAGUAUGGUAGUACUGUGCAGGGUGCUGGAGUACACCGAUCUUCAUGUAUCUCUAUGCGAAUAUAUCGUGGAUUGUGUGUGUCACUCAACAUAAUUAAGAGGCAAUUGUGUGAGUCUCUUCCGGGUUCGAGAAACAAAAUAUAUUCGUGUGUCUUCUA
Triticum dicoccoides is the source of this 651-nucleotide messenger RNA. RefSeq lists its product as uncharacterized. NCBI's taxonomy places the organism in Eukaryota, Viridiplantae, Streptophyta, Magnoliopsida, Poales, Poaceae. The record is from RefSeq and is a predicted model, not a curated record. Bases 45 to 383 code for a protein of 112 amino acids. The transcript is spliced from 3 exons.